AUGAAUAGUAACGGCGUCAAGAAUGACAUCCGAGCUCGUGAACAAAGCUCCGAUAGUAACGAGGAGAAUACUAAUGAGACAACCGUCCAUAAUCGACAGGUUGCUUCCCUUAGGUCCAAAAAGGCCUUAUGGGCAUAUUUAAUUCUCUGCUUCUCCACGGGCCCGACCAGUUCGAUGGCCUUUAACUAUGUCUCUGCUGCCAUUCAGUCCGCUGCAAAUAGUGUCGGCCAUCAGCCAGGAUCAGACAAGCCUUGUGCUCGCCGGGGCAAUAUCAAGUGUAUGGUGAAGUUCGGGGCCAGUGAAAUUGACUAUGUUAGCUAUGUGCUAUACCUACGUUCCAUUGGUCGCGCAAUGGAGGGAGUUGUCACGAUCAUGACGGGAGGAGUGGCGGAUUAUUCAGGAUAUCGCAAAACAAUGAUGUUAUCCUCUAUCAUACUAUUCGGUGCUCUGGCGCUACCAUUCGCCGGUCUAACUAAAGCCAACUACAGCCACUUAAAUGCACUCGCAACCCUAUAUUGCUUGCUUACCACAGUCCAAGGAGUCUACACCGUUAUUGAGGCGUCAUAUAUCCCGAUCUUCAUGCGCUCUGUCGGCGGACUGCACUCCGCGUCGCCUGCAGCCGAUCCAGAUACAAAACGAACCUGGAAGAAGGGAUUCACAGUUAGCGUUCUCGCGCUGGUCGCUAGCAACGUGGGCGCCAUCGUUGCCCUCUUAAUCGGUGUUAUUCUUGUGUAUGGCAUAGGGUCAUAUGUGCAAGUGGGCUACUUCAGCUAUCUCCUUGCCAUUACCAUCGCUGGUUGCAUUACAAUCACAUUCGCCUGCAUCGGUCAAUUCCUCCUCCCCUCAAUCCCAGGCCAAUCACGACCAAAGGACCAAAACCUCCUCUUGCUCGUCAUUAAAGGCUGGAUCCGCUUGAUAUCCUCCGCCCGUCGCUACCCCGAAGCCUUCAAAUUCUGCAUCGGCUGGAUCCUCUGGAACACGGGGUAUAGCAACUUCCUGGGCCUAAUCCAAUCCCUCUUCCUCGAGGUGACAGGAAUUGCUCGAGGCUCAGGCAUUUACCAAGUGUGGUCCUUCACGAACGUAACUUUCGCCUGCAUGGGCAGCCUCAGCUUCCUAUUUAUCUACCCGCAUGUCCGGACCACAAUCAAAUCCUGGGCGUACAUUUUCUUGGCCGUUAACUUCCUCUGUAUUCUUUGGGGAUGUAUCGGGAUCAGUAAUACGGUAACAAUUGGAUACAAACAUGCAGCGGAGUUCUGGGUCGAGCAGGUACUUUUUAUGAGUACAAGCAGUGCACUACGGAGUUAUAACCGGGCGGUGUUUGCUUCGCUGAUUCCGUGUGGUUCGGAGGCGCAGUUCUUUGGGUUAGAGAUUACGUUGGAUUUGGCAACGGGUUGGAUUAAUCCGCUAGUGCAGGGGGUGAUUCAGGAUCGGACGCAUAAUUUGAGGUUUCCCAUGAUUCCGAAUUUGUUACUUAUUUUUGUGGCAGGCUGUUUCUAUAUUUGGGUGGAUAUUCCAAAGGGGAUUGAGGAUGCGAAGGUUCCAUUGGAGAGGAUUGAGGGUUGA
Messenger RNA from Aspergillus tanneri, 1563 nucleotides. RefSeq names its product MFS transporter. Bases 1 to 1563 code for a protein of 520 amino acids. NCBI's taxonomy places the organism in Eukaryota, Fungi, Ascomycota, Eurotiomycetes, Eurotiales, Aspergillaceae. Gene Ontology annotation, biological process: amino acid transmembrane export from vacuole. The transcript has 5 exons. The record is from RefSeq and is a predicted model, not a curated record.